GGAGCCAGCCACAUACAGCAGGUUGGUGGGGUAGUAGUAGUACAUUCAACAUAUAUAUCCACCUUAAAAUUUCCAAGAAUUAAGCACUUGUGUUGUAGAUCAAUCAUCACACCAACUCUUUACUAUUACUACUACAGUGACUGCACCAUUUUCAUGCAUACACUAGAACUAAAAUCAGGAUCAAGAAUUGGCAAGUAAACUAAAGAUGGUGCAAUUUUCAGAGAAAAUCAAGUCAUUUCUAAACGAUCGAUGGCUAGUUUUUGUGGCAUCGAUGUGGGUUAUGUCUUGUUCUGGAAUUGGGUAUCUGUUUGGGAGCAUUUCCCCAGUGAUCAAAAGUGGUAUGGGUUAUAACCAAAGGCAAAUUGCUAUGUUGGGUGUAGCCAAGGAUUUGGGUGAUGCUAUUGGAUUUCUUGCUGGUAUCUUGUGUGAAGUUUUGCCCAUAUGGGCUGUUCUAUUCAUUGGUGUUAUUCAGAAUUUUGUUGGAUAUGGUCUUGUUUGGCUUAUUGUAGCUCACAAAUUGCCUGCUUUGCCUCUCUGGGUGCUUUGCGUUUUGAUAUUUAUCGGAACUAAUGGUGAGACAUACUUCAAUACAGGAGCCUUAGUUUCCUGUGUACAGAAUUUUCCUAAAAGCCGUGGUCCAGUAGUGGGGAUACUUAAAGGAUUUGCUGGGCUAAGUGGUGCAAUUUUGACACAAGUUUAUGCUAUGUUCAACUUUCCUGAUCAAGCCUCCCUUGUUUUCGUGGUUGCUGUUGGGCCAUCAAUUGUAAUUACUUCUGUGAUGUUCUUGGUUAGACCUGUAGGUGGUCACAAACAAGUUAGACCUUCAGAUCAUUCGAGCUUCCUAUUUACCUACAGCAUUUGCGUUAUCCUGGCAGCUUAUCUGUUGGCAGUUUUGCUUCUUCAGGAUUUAAGCAGUUUAAAUGAGAAUGUGAUAAUCAUAUUGACAAUUGUCUUAGUUAUUUUAGUAGUGCUUCCGGUUAUUAUUCCUAUUUUUUUGGUUUUCUUCUCUGGACCAAGACCCGUUUUAGAGGAGAGCCUUCUUCCUGAAGCAGAGAAACAAGAAUCCUCUAGAAUGGGGAGUUUCAUUCUCAGCGAGGUGGAAGACGAGAAGACUCCUGAGGUAGACACACUCCCACCAUCAGAAAGACAAAAGAGAAUUAUGCACUUGCAAGCUAAACUAUUUCAAGCAGCAGCAGAAGGAGCAGUCAGAGUCAAGCGGAGAAAAGGUCCACGCAGAGGGGAGGAUUUCACUUUGCCUCAGGCUCUAGUGAAGGCAGACUUUUGGCUUAUUUUUAUCUCCCUAGUUCUAGCAUCUGGUUCUGGUUUGACAGUGAUUGAUAAUCUGGGUCAGAUGUCUCAGUCAUUAGGUUAUGCUAACACCCAUAUAUUUGUCUCAAUGAUUAGCAUUUGGAACUUUCUUGGCCGUGUUGCUGGUGGAUACUUCUCUGAGAAUAUAGUAAAAUACUUUGCAUACCCAAGACCAGUGGCAAUGGCUGCAGUUCAAGUUGUUAUGGCAUUUGCUCUGUUCUUCUAUGCUAUGGGUUGGCCUGGUUCAAUAUAUGUAGUCUCUGUGGUGAUAGGACUCUGCUAUGGAGCACACUGGGCAAUUGUACCAGCUGCAGUCUCGGAACUUUUUGGAUUGAAAAGCUUCGGUGCAUUGUAUAACUUCCUUACAUUGGCUAGUCCGGCCGGCUCCCUGAUCUUUUCUGGUGUUAUUGCUAGUGGUAUAUAUGACUAUCAGGCAAAGCAGCAACAUGAACAACGGGUUCAAGGUUCAGGACUGGGGCUAGGAGUGCCUCUCGUUAAGGAUGACUAUCUUACUUGUUAUGGCUCCAUAUGCUAUUCACUCACAAUGGGCAUCAUGUCAGGACUCUGUAUCAUUGCAUUUAUCUUGAGUUUGAUUGUUGUGCAUCGAACGAAGAGGGUUUAUGCACAAAUCUAUGGCAUGCCUCAAGCUUGAAGGAUAUUCAGCCAAAGAUACUCUGCAGUCUAUAGAAUUCAAAAGUAUCCUGAUUCCUUGGCAGAUUGCUCAAGUGAUUUCAAGAAAGGAGAAGCAGCACACAUUUAAUCUGCUCUCGCGGCUCAGAAACCGAAGCAUUUGUCAUGUCUGUUUGUUCAUAAACUAUGUUACAGUGUUCUCGACAAACACAAUAUUUAGAUUGCCAGUGAAACAUAUUAUUCUGAGUCUUGUAAUUCAGUCUAUGAAGGGUUUGAAACAUAAGUGUGUUCAUAAUAUGGGAGGUUGUUUUUGUUUUGCUGGAGAUGCCAGUCAUCUGUAAUCUUGAUCAUAUCAUGAUCAUUAUUUGUAGUACAUUAUCAAAUUUUGAAGAAAUGGAGAAUGCUUUUGUUCUUUCUCUUCCU
Nicotiana attenuata is the source of this 2361-nucleotide messenger RNA. Its product is annotated as protein NUCLEAR FUSION DEFECTIVE 4-like. Bases 206 to 1960 code for a protein of 584 amino acids. Gene Ontology annotation, cellular component: membrane. The record is from RefSeq and is a predicted model, not a curated record. Lineage: Eukaryota; Viridiplantae; Streptophyta; Magnoliopsida; Solanales; Solanaceae. The transcript has 3 exons.